GAACUUGUGUGGAGUGUUCGCCAGAAACCUCCGCCCGGCGUCUCUUUGGGGGAAUUACGCACUUUUCAUGACUUUCUCCUCAGUGUGGUUUUGAGAUGGGACGCGGGGAGACCGUGGCACGUUGGGCCACGUCGCUACUGCGCGAGUGCUGCUGUCUCACCCGGCUCCGGAGGGCUGGUGCUCCGGCGUGGCUGUAGCACCUCCUCACCCCUGCCUGCCUCGGUGCGCUUGUGCGCGGAGCUCCGGGGAGCUGGACGCGAGGCUCUGAAAGGGAUUGCCCAGUUUAGCGGGAAGCAACGUCAGUGGAGUUGAAGCGGAAAGUGGCAAAGCGCUCUACUACUUCGCCUGGAUCCUUUACAGUUCCCCGCGAUCAUGCCAUCGAGUUUUUAGAUCUGGGGGCUUUUUCUGUUUGAGGUGAGGAAGAGGAGAAGCAGGAGGAAGAAGACGAAGAAGAAGAAGAAGAGGAGGAGGGCUGAGGUGCGCGUGAAUGCAGCCAUGGCCUGUACACCCUGUCCAUAGAGGAGCUACUGAGUGGAAGAGAGAUCAAAGACGAGCGUCAGGAUGAAACUGUGGGGGAGGUCAUCUUGGCCUUUGCAGGCGGCCUUCCUUGUUGCCUUGGUGAUGCUCUGCGUCGACCCGGUGUCCUCCGGCAGCCGUAACCAUCGGGGACCGACAGUCUCAUACCAGGUGAAGCAGGGGACGUGUGAGGUGGUGGCCAUCCAUCGCUGCUGUAAUAAGAAUAAGAUUGAGGAGCGCUCUCAAACCGUCAAGUGUUCCUGUUUCCCCGGGCAGGUGGCGGGCACCACCAGAGCCAGACCCUCCUGUGUGGAAGCCUCCAUUGUAGCCCAGAAGUGGUGGUGCCAGAUGCAUCCGUGUAUGGAUGGUGAGGAGUGUAAGGUCCUGCCUGACCUGACCGGCUGGUCCUGCAGCACUGGCAACAAAGUCAAAACCACCAAGGUCACACGAUAGCGAGGGAGCCACUGUGCCACGAGGAAACCUGAAACUCUCCAUGUGGAAAGGAUGGAUGACUCACACAUAUUUACCGUACAAAGGGGAAAUUAUCAAGGAAAGGACCACUGUCAGGCUAUCCAUCAAAAAAAUGGGAUAAAACGUACUCAUCGCAAACUUUGUACACUUGUCUACAUGGAGCCACGCGUAAAGCAUAUACAGUAUGCUGGCUGGUGAGACCAAUGGCCUACAAUGAUGGACGCCCAGGGUACAUCUGGACACAAAUGGACUCUUAUUUUCCCACAAUGGACAAAGUGUGGAUUGAUCAAAAAACUGGUCAAUUUCAUUUACUGAUUAAGCAUUUCAAAGUAUAUAUUUCAACAAAGCAUUUGUGGAUGAGCGUGAGAUGUGAACUAAAAGCUGUUAUUAGA
Molecule: messenger RNA, 1379 nt
Organism: Acanthopagrus latus (yellowfin seabream)
Lineage: Eukaryota; Metazoa; Chordata; Actinopteri; Spariformes; Sparidae
Gene: tafa4b
Product: TAFA chemokine like family member 4b
Exons: 6
Coding region: 562-969 (135 amino acids)
Molecular function (GO): receptor ligand activity
Source: RefSeq, a predicted model, not a curated record